AUGCAACAAUGUGUAACAACUGGGACAACAGUUCUCCCAGCAAGAAUACUUUGUCUUCCAAACUUUUUCCAGCAGUUUACAGAUGACAACCCAACGAAGAAGAUGCCGCUCUCAAUGAUCCAAUUGAGCCUUGUAGUGCUGGCAGCCUCUGGUCUUGGUGUAACAUCUCAGAUCAAGCUCAAUCCAGGUAACAAGGCCAAAGCAGAGCCAGAAGGAUUUACUACACACAGUGCGGUAUGGAUUGAGUAUCAACGCGAACGUUUUGGUGUUACCAAUAAUCAGGCCAAGCCGCAAAUCGUUAGCCCCAGUCAAAGCACACACAUUGCGGUGCCAGCGAAUACCACAGGACAACCAAUGGAUGUGGUCACACCCAAAGUGGAAACCACCUCAAGGCGACACUCCUCGCAAGCAACAGAGGGCGAAGUUGCAGAUGGAAUGGCUGCUUCAACAGAUGCCACUCAAAUAAACGAAGGCGACAUUCAAUUUCCCACCAUGCAAGGAUUUCUCAAGUUCCUGAAAUCUAUGCAAAACACUUGGAUUAAGAAAUCGGCAUUGAGUAUAGAGAAAAAAAUCAAAUUGCUGAAGCAAUUGCGCGACAAUCUCAUGAAAAUUAUUGAGCAACAAUUCUCGGUUCUGUGGCAACCAACCGAGCGGCAAAGACGCAAACGUCGCGGCCUGUUGGAGGACGCCAAUAUAGACUUUCCACCCGAAGCGGCAAUUAUGAGUAUUAAUUUCCUAACAUUUGCCGUCUUUCUAAUUAAACUGGUGCUGCAAGUGGUACAAAUUGUAAAGAGUAAACACUACAAUUUUAGUGGCUUCAAUAUAAACACAGAGGUCGUAAGGAAUCCUUAAAAUGAAGUGAGGUGCAUUUAUAACACACGUUCUUGACUUAUUUUAAAUG
This is a messenger RNA of Drosophila willistoni, 901 nucleotides long. RefSeq lists its product as uncharacterized. Lineage: Eukaryota; Metazoa; Arthropoda; Insecta; Diptera; Drosophilidae. The transcript has 3 exons. The record is from RefSeq and is a predicted model, not a curated record. The coding region runs from base 1 to 852 and encodes 283 amino acids.